Penaeus indicus is the source of this 1134-nucleotide messenger RNA. Its product is annotated as pupal cuticle protein 36-like. The transcript is spliced from 2 exons. Bases 1 to 1134 code for a protein of 377 amino acids. The record is from RefSeq and is a predicted model, not a curated record. NCBI's taxonomy places the organism in Eukaryota, Metazoa, Arthropoda, Malacostraca, Decapoda, Penaeidae.
AUGAGGGUCUUGAUAACAGUUACAUUACUUAUAUCUGGAAACCAUGCUGCUCCUGAUGGGUAUGGAGCUACAGGAGGUAGCUUUGGCAGCGGAAGCUUCGCUGGCGGAGGAAGUUUUGCGGGUGGAGGAGGAUUUUCUGGUGGAGGACGAGUCUCAAGUGGAAUAGCAUCUAGCGGAAGAGGAUUUUCUGGUGGAGGACGAGUCUCAAGUGGAAUAGCAUCUAGCAUAGGAGGAUUUUCUAGUGGAGGAAGAGCCUCUGGCGCAGGAGUAAUAUCAAGUGGAGGACGAGUUUCCAGUGGAGGCGGAUUCUCCGGUGCGGGAGGAUUCUCUGGUGGACGAUUAUCUAGUGGAGGAGGAUUCUCAAGUGGACUGUUUAGUGGCGGUGCUGGAUCUGGGGGCUGUAGCAGUGGAACGGUCCUGCAUGUGGAUGGAUCUUGCGUCACCCCCGAAGUUACGAGAAGUGUUUAUGUGUACGACGCUCCUGCACAGCCCUUAGCUCCAAGUGGGCCACCACCAAGGAUUCCACCGCCAAGGGUUGAUCACAAUAUCGUCUUUGUGCGUGUUCCUGAAAAAGGUGCCGGUCCCGAGCCUAUUGUUAUACCACCGCCACAGCAGGAAAAUAUAAUAUACGUGCUUAACAGGAAUGAAGGAGAUGGAGGACAGCAAGUUAUUGAAGUACCAGCUCCUCCUCCUUCUGAGCCCGAGGUGUUCUUCGUCAACUAUGCUGACGGGGAAAAUCCUCAACUCCCAAUUGGUGUGGAUCUCCAAACUGCUCUCCAAGCUGCAGCCAACGGAGGAGGACAAGUCAUCGGUGGCGCCGGAGGUGCUGGAGGAAUUGGAGUUGGACUGGGUAGUAGUGGAGGCUUUAGAAAUGGCUUUGAAGCUAGUGGAGGUUUUGGCGGAACAAGAGGUGGAUUUGUCGGAAGUGGCUUUGGUGGCAGCGGAGCAUUUAGUGGAACAGGAGGUGGAUUUAGCGGAAGUGGAGGUGUUGGUAGGGGUUCAGGAGGAGGUGGAGUAAGUCAAGCAGGUGGAGGAUUUCUUAGCGGCGUCGGAGACAGUGGAGAAGUUAUUUUCACCGGAGAUUCAGGAGCUGGUCUCGUUAGCGCUCCCGCGUCCAGUUACAGUUCUCCCUGA